This is a messenger RNA of Syzygium oleosum, 1080 nucleotides long. RefSeq lists its product as uncharacterized. The transcript has 9 exons. Bases 155 to 961 code for a protein of 268 amino acids. The record is from RefSeq and is a predicted model, not a curated record. Gene Ontology annotation, cellular component: membrane; endoplasmic reticulum. Lineage: Eukaryota; Viridiplantae; Streptophyta; Magnoliopsida; Myrtales; Myrtaceae. Gene Ontology annotation, biological process: lipid homeostasis.
CGUAAUCAACAUUGACUCGCCAUUUCGACGACUGCCUUGUGCCGAGAGAGAAGCAGCAGCAGCGAACAGGUUAUCGAUUCUUUUGGUUGUGGGGAUCAAGAGCGCAUAAAAUUCUCUAAGCUCAUUUCUGCCGGAGAUACUUCGACGGAGCAAUAUGGAUGCAUUAUUUUCUCCUCAUUCAAUAAAUGUUAUUGGCUAUGCAUUGAGGAAAGAGUUUCUGUGGCUAGCUGCGGUCUUUUCAGGGAUUGUCAUGUGCCGUGCUGUGUAUAAAAUAACGGGUCUCAUUAGUCUUUUAUGCUUCAAUGGGUAUACGAAACUCAGGAACAUGGACAAAGUAGAAUGGAAGAACCGGGGAUUCUCGACAUUCCAUGCAAUUGUUGCAUCGUCUGCUUCUCUAUAUCUCCUGCUGUUCUCAGAUCUCUUCAAAGAAGAUUCUCAUGACCAAUUAGUCAUCAAUAGGACAUCAACCGUAUCAGAGACAAUACUGGGGGUCUCUAUAGGUUAUUUUCUGUCAGACUUGGCAAUGAUUGUUUGGCAUUUUCCAGCUCUUGGUGGUUGGGAAUAUGUUCUACACCACGGAUUAUCCAUGUUUUCCAUCUUUCUUUCCCUUGUAAGCGGUCAAGGCCAAAUAUACAUACUUAUGGUUUUGUUUUCAGAGAGCACAACCCCGUUUGUCAAUCUAAGAUGGUACUUGGACAUUGCAGGUCAGAAGAGUUCUAACCUAUACAUCUGCAAUGGCAUCUUUCUGUUCCUGGGGUGGUUGGUUGCAAGGAUUCUUCUCUUCCUCUUCUUUUUCACCCACAUGCUUAUUUACUUUGACCAGGUGAAACAGAUUUUUGACUUGGGUUUCUACAGUUUGCUUUUGGUGCCUCCUGUUUUGGCAAUUAUGAACCUAUUUUGGUUUUGGAAGAUUGCCAAGGGUCUGGUGAAAACUGUGUCUAAAAAGAGACAUAAGCAGUGAUCUGACCAUUGUAUUGUACAUGUAAACCACCUUCUCUCUGUAUCUAGAAGAAUAUUGAGAUUCCUUGUCAAUAUAAUGCUUCAUACAACAAUGAAUAUUACCCUUUCGUUCUCAUUUUA